This is a messenger RNA of Talaromyces stipitatus ATCC 10500, 1758 nucleotides long. Its product is annotated as Hsp70 family chaperone, putative. The transcript has 6 exons. NCBI's taxonomy places the organism in Eukaryota, Fungi, Ascomycota, Eurotiomycetes, Eurotiales, Trichocomaceae. The coding region runs from base 1 to 1758 and encodes 585 amino acids. The record is from RefSeq and is a predicted model, not a curated record. Gene Ontology annotation, molecular function: ATP binding; ATP-dependent protein folding chaperone.
AUGAAGGGCGAGCUAGGUCAUUUCAGAUGCCAAUACCGUCAGCUGGAUGUACGGAUAUCCAUGUUCCAUACACAAGGCUCUAACUGCGCCAGGCUGAGUACGGGAUUGUGUGACCAUAAGCCUAGUGGUAGAGCACUUUUCAAUUAUUUGUGCCAUCUUGUUGGAGAUGCCAUUGUUAAGCCCAUUCCUAAUUCCGAGCCUCAGCCAGACAAUAUUCACGUCAUCGAUAUAUGGCCUUCACGGUUGGGGUCAAACGAGGGUGAGAGCAGCGUCAAGGUGCCCACGCAGCUACGGUACACACCUCAAGGAAUAGAAUGGGGUUUCCAGAUCCCCCAUUCUGUGGAGCGCAAUUACUGGUUUAAAUUAGGAUUGGAGGAAAACAAAGAAUCCGUUAAUUGGCAAAAAAGCGCAGAAGAACUGACAACAGGUUUUUUGAAUGAGAUUUAUAAACACAUAAUCUAUACCCUAGAACAAAAGAUUGGGGCAGUAGUUCUUCGAGCUGUUCCUAUCGAGUUCUGUCUAACAGUGCCUGCUAUUUGGUCCGAGGCGGCUAAAGAGAAGACGCUAAAAGCUUGUCAAAAAGCUGGUUUAAAGUCCUCGGAGAUAAUGUUGAUAUCAGAACCAAUACCUGCUGCGAUAUCCGUACCCCAUGAACUCGAUUUUACUACCCUCAAAACUGGAGAUUGGUUUGUGGUCUGCGAUGCUGGUGGAGGAACAGUAGACUUGAUUUCGUACAAGAUCAAGUCCCUUAAACCUAUAGUUCAGGUUGAAGAAGUGACUUCUGGAACCGGUGGUCUCUGUGGCUCAGUCUUCUUAACACGCCGAUUUAACGAUUUUAUAACUCGAAUGCUAAGCGGAGAAGUCGGGUGGGACGAAGAAGUGCUUUCAGAAACUUCAGAUCGGUUCGAUACAGUGAUCAAGCAACAAUAUUUUCCUAUGAAAGAUGGAGACGAGGGAUAUCCAGUACCAGUGCCCGGCCUUCCCGAUAACAAGGGACUAGGUAUACGACGUUCCAAGUUUAUGAUAAGAAAAGAGGAUAUGCGUAAUAUCUUUGACCCUGUUAUCGAAAAGAUUAUCUGGUUCGUACAAGACCAGAUACGUCUGUCUCGGGGUGAAGCAAAAACUGUCCUCCUCGUUGGGGGCUUCGGUCAGAAUCUCUAUUUAAAGCAACGACUGCGUGAAUCGCUACCCACUGUUCAGGUGUUGCAGCCACCAAAUGCCUGGAUAGCUAUUGUUUGUGGAGCCGUCAUGAUGGGCUUAAGCCGCGCAAAUUCUUCACUUCACAAUGUCAAGGUCGUAUCACGAAGAGCACGAAAACAUUAUGGUAUUACGCUGAAUUUGGAAUUCGAUCCACGAAAACACGACGAGAUUAAAAAAUAUUGGUGUCCAUUCCAUAAACGCUAUCAGGUCGAAGUAUUGCAAUGGUUCGUUCGCAAAGGCGAUGCUAUCCAAGAAAACAAGGCGAAGAAUAUUAAAUUCCACGAAAGAUUUCCGGUUAACCAAGGCAAACCUAAAUUCUACGAUCUGACUGUUCUGGCUGAUUCUGAGAGCUCAGUUACGCCAAUUCAUAUUUGCGAUAAUGUCAAAACUCUCACAACUUUGAAGAUUGACCUCAGUCCUUUAUCUGAGUCUCAAUGGAAGAAAACCAUCAAAAAGGGUGCGGAUGGAGUCUAUUAUUACGUCCUCGUUGGGAACAUCGAAGCCACAUUUUUUUCUGCUUUGACGACGUAUAAGCGGGGGGCUUAUAUGCUACAGUGA